AUGGUUCGCAUCGCAGGCAGAUCAUCAAGACAGCGCCCACGCGCCCGGUCCGAGAGUCUCCUACCUCCCUCAACAACUACUACACUGUCCGCAUCCACUUGGAUUCAAACACCAUCAGCUCCUCUUACCGCGACUUCUUCAGCCAGGUCUGCCACCUUGGACAGUACCAGCCAUCCACGGCGCAUCCCCAUCUCCACCAGGCUCUUCCGCCCCGUCAAGCCAUGGAUCUGGCGCUGGCUCAUCCUGACCCUCGCCGUGGCACUUUCAAUCUACUCGCUUCACCAACUAUACCUUCACUCAUCAGGCUUCCCGGCCCCAACCCAAUACUAUGACCCGGGUUUCUCCUUCCCACCAGAACAACACAACCUGCUCCGACCCCACGAUUCUCGCCAUGGCAAUAAUCGCAAGCAAAAUCACAACCCAGAGCGGUGGCUCCGUGAGAAUUCAUACCCCAGCCUAUUCGACGACGGUACCGGCGGCGGCAGCAGUGGACACCCAGCACGCUAUGGACUUUUCGGCACCUCUCCUGCUCAGCGGCCACGCGCUGCAAUUAUCAGCCUCGUGCGCAACGAGGAGCUCGACGGCAUCCUCCAAAGUAUGCGGCAGCUUGAGCUGCACUGGAACCGGAGGUUCGGUUAUCCUUGGAUCUUCUUCAACGAGAAGUCGUUCAGUGAUGAGUUCAAGGCAGCAACCACCAACGCCACCUCCUCCCACACAGAAUACCACCUCGUCCCCCGCGCACACUGGUCCACGCCCUCCUGGAUCUUGCCCACGCGCUACAUGGACAGCCUCGACUACCUCGGCACCAUCGGCGUCGGCAAGGGCCACAUGCUCAGCUAUCACGCGAUGAUCCGGUGGCAAUCCGGAUUCUUCUACCAACACCCGGCGCUCGACGCCUACGACUGGUACUGGCGCGUCGAGCCCGACGUGCAUUUCUUCUGCGACGUCCCCUACGACCCGUUCCGCUUCCUCGCCGAGAACGAUCUCGUGUACGGCUUCAACAUGGCCAUUUUGGACGAUGCGCGCAGCUUCGCGUCCCUGUGGAGCGUCACCCGCGACUUCAUCACUAAGAACCCGGAGCUCGUCCACCCGGACGCCGACGUCGAUUGGCUGCUGGAUCCGCACAACGGCAUGGAGUACAACAACUGCCAAUUCUUCAGCAACUUUGAGAUCGGCUCGCUGGCGUUUUGGCGCGCGGAGCCGAACCGACGCUUCUUCGACCACCUCGAUCGCAGCGGUGGGUUUUUCUACGAGAGGUAUGGCGAUGCUCCGGUCCAUACGCUGAGCCUGGCACUUUUCGCCCGCAAGGAUCAGGUCUGGUUCUUCAGGGAUAUCGGCUACCAGCAUGAUAUCGCGAGGCACUGUCCUCCACCUCCACCUCCCAGCAACAACGGUAAGAAUUAUUACGAACACCGCUGCAUAUGCGAGCCAACCGGUCUGGACGACAACUUCUACAAGCUGGUCCCCAUGGAGAGCCCGCAGGUGAAACCCCGGGAUACGUGCAUCCGCUUGUGGCUGGGCGGUGACUGGUUGGAUACCAAGCCGGGAUGGAACCAGGAGGUCGAGCGCGCGUUUGGUGGGGAUGGGUACGGCGGGUAUGUUUUGGAUGGCUCGAGUUCGUGA
This is a messenger RNA of Exophiala aquamarina CBS 119918, 1623 nucleotides long. RefSeq lists its product as uncharacterized. The transcript has 2 exons. The coding region runs from base 1 to 1623 and encodes 540 amino acids. NCBI's taxonomy places the organism in Eukaryota, Fungi, Ascomycota, Eurotiomycetes, Chaetothyriales, Herpotrichiellaceae. Gene Ontology annotation, biological process: protein N-linked glycosylation; cell wall mannoprotein biosynthetic process; protein O-linked glycosylation. The record is from RefSeq and is a predicted model, not a curated record. Gene Ontology annotation, cellular component: membrane; Golgi apparatus. Gene Ontology annotation, molecular function: alpha-1,2-mannosyltransferase activity.